Molecule: messenger RNA, 2085 nt
Organism: Hemicordylus capensis (graceful crag lizard)
Lineage: Eukaryota; Metazoa; Chordata; Lepidosauria; Squamata; Cordylidae
Gene: APH1A
Product: aph-1 homolog A, gamma-secretase subunit
Exons: 6
Coding region: 68-919 (283 amino acids)
Biological process (GO): Notch signaling pathway; protein processing; positive regulation of catalytic activity
Cellular component (GO): gamma-secretase complex; endoplasmic reticulum; membrane
Molecular function (GO): protein-macromolecule adaptor activity
Source: RefSeq, a predicted model, not a curated record
CCUCCACGCCUGACCAGCGUGACGUCGCUUUGUCCACUGCCGUCUCUGUUUCGCCGGCGCUCUGCGCAUGCUCGGGGUAGACGGGAGUGGACCGGACCGGACCAUGGGGGUGGCGGUCUUCUUCGGCUGCACUUUCAUCGCCUUCGGGCCGGCCUUGGCCCUCUGCCUGGUGACCGUGGCCAGGGACCCUCUGCGCAUCAUCAUCCUCGUGGCCGGGGCCUUUUUCUGGCUGGUCUCUCUCCUGCUGGCUUCUCUGAUCUGGUUCAUCUCGGUGCACCUGAGUGAUCGGAGUGAUGGGCAGAUGCAAUACGGCCUCCUGAUUUUCGGGGCAGCCUUGUCGGUCCUUCUCCAAGAAACGUUUCGCUUUGCCUACUUCAAGCUCCUCAAGAAAGCUGAUGAAGGCUUAGUGACGUUAAGUGAAGAUGGACAGUCCCCCAUCUCAAUCAAGCAGAUGGCUUACGUGUCAGGUCUCUCCUUUGGAAUCAUCAGUGGCUUGUUCUCAGUCAUCAACAUCCUUGCUGACUCCAUCGGGCCGGGCACUGUGGGAAUCCAUGGAGAUUCACCUCAUUACUUCAUCACUUCAGCCUUCUUGACCAUGGCCCUUGUCUUUCUGCACACCUUCUGGGGGACGAUCUUCUUUGAUGCCUGUGAGAAGGGACGCUAUUGGAUCCUGGGGUUGGUGGUCCUCAGUCAUCUAGUAACAUCUGGAUUGACAUUCCUAAAUCCCCGCUACGAAGCCAGCCUCAUCCCCAUCUUCAUGAUCACGUUCUCCACAGGGGUCUGGGCCUUCUUCACGGCUGGCGGCUCCCUGCGCAACAUCCUCGCCUGCCUCUCCUGUGAGGGUUGUGACUCUUGCGUGGGCAGCCGGGGUUGGAGAGGGGAGGGGUGCAUAGCCCAAACCAGGCUCCCGGACACCUGAGUCCUAGAGGAAGAGCAGCUUGUUCAGCCCAAGUUGGCGGUGGAGUCCUUAGAAUUCAACUUUUGCUUCAAAGCGGGGGUGGGGUGGGGUGGAUCAAAUGGCUCGCUGCUUCUGCUACAGAGACUAACUUGAAAAGGAACCUGCGGUUGCCCACAUGUAUUCCUAAAAGCCAGCAUGCCCCUGGCGAGUUCAGUGGUAUUUCUAAGGCCUGGUUCACACAAUAGUUGGGAUCUAGGUUUGAUGUGGGUUACCGAGAUUAGCACGAUCCUGUGAAGCCAUAUCAAGGUGGGAAUCUCAGGAUCAUCCUAGGCCAUAAACUGCCUUAGCAUGGGUUCAUACCAUGGUGCUAAUGUUGGUAACCCACAUUAAACCCAGCUUUGAGCGGCUGUGUGAACCAGGACUGAACUGGGAAGUUCAGUGGAAUUUCUAAGGCCUGGUUCACACAAUAGUUGGGAUCUAGGUUUGAUGUGGGUUACCGAGAUUAGCACGAUCCUGUGAAGCCAUAUCAAGGUGGGAAUCUCAGGAUCAUCCUAGGCCAUAAACCGCCUUAGCAUGGGUUCAUACCAUGGUGCUAAUGUUGGUAACCCACAUUAAACCCAGCUUUGAGCGGCUGUGUGAACCAGGACUGAACUGGGAAGUUCAGUGGAAUUUCUAAGGCCUGGUUCACACAAUAGUUGGGAUCUAGUUUCGAUGUGGGUUACUGAGAUUAGCACGAUCGUGUGAAGCCACAUCAAGGUGGGAAUCUCGGGUCAUCCUAGGCCACAAACCACUUUGGAGUGGGUUCACACCAUGGCACUAAUGUUGGUAACCCACGUUAAACCCGGAUUCGAGCAGCUGUGUGAACCAGGCCCGAAAGAGUGCAGAGUGGGGUUGCAGCGUCCUUCGCUCUCGCUGCCUGGUGUCGUUCCACGGGCAUAACCCUGCAGCCGUCCUGCCGCCAUGCCGAAGCCAGAGGGAGGCCUCAUGGCUAGCAGCUGCCAAAUGUGCCAUUAGCAGGGGCACCCCGGCCAGGGAACCUGCCUUAUCCAAGCUGGAGACUUCCCCUAGCUCAGACCUGAGCUCCAUUUGGCACAGAAAUGGGAGCGAGGGGUAGAGAUUCGGCAUGGAUUGUACUUCCAGCCUGGGAAGCUGUCUUCUUACAGAAUAUAUAAAUAUUCAUAGACGUU